Pocillopora damicornis (cauliflower coral) is the source of this 1687-nucleotide messenger RNA. RefSeq names its product G patch domain-containing protein 3. Gene Ontology annotation, molecular function: nucleic acid binding. Lineage: Eukaryota; Metazoa; Cnidaria; Anthozoa; Scleractinia; Pocilloporidae. The record is from RefSeq and is a predicted model, not a curated record. Gene Ontology annotation, biological process: negative regulation of RIG-I signaling pathway; negative regulation of type I interferon production; positive regulation of DNA-templated transcription.
CAAGAUGGCGGCGCGCAUAAACGAACCUUCUGUUUCGUCUUGUCGAUAAAUUUCUAGCUAUGGAGGACUUAAGCGGGAAAAAUGUAACUGAAAAGGAAGAGGAGGACUGCUAUGCAAUCGUGGGUAACAUUCCAAAAGAAUUUCACUCUUCUGAUUUGCGAGCAAUGUUCUCUAACUUCAUCAACGAUGAAUCAAAGGGUUUUAAGUGUUUCCAUUUCCGUCAUCGUCCUGAGUUCAGACAUGAGGCGGGAUCGAGUGGCGAAGAUAAAGAAAUUAAGACGUCCUCGACCACGUGCUGUGUCAUAUUUAUCCUAAAGACAAAUCUUCAAGACCUAAUCAAUUGUUAUCAUGGCAAGAACUGGGUUGACCGACAUGGAAAAUAUUUCCCUUCUAAGGCAUUUAUAUCAAAAAUCAGAGUUAAAGAAGGAGAAGGUUCUUCAGAAGACCUUUAUAGAACAAAACAAGAAAAAAAACAAAAUCUUUCUCCAAGGACAAACUUAGAGUUUUCACAACAUGACCUUAGGGAAAUGAUAGAGCUUCACCCUCCUGCUUUGAUGCCCAAUGGAAAUGUUGGAACAUCCUUGUCUAUAUUUAGGGAAUUGAUAAGAACUUGCAAGCUACCUCCUCAUGUGAUCAAAAAACUAGAUCUUAAUUUUUCUAUGGGAAAGUCCAAAAAGAAGUACAGCAAUGUUCCACUGGAUUACACAAGCCUGGAAAAAGGAAGGGUUCUUUUGAAAUCAGCACCAAAUGACAGAGACCACCACUUGGGAAUGAAUGCAAAACAAAGUGAUUUACUGAGGGAGAGUUCUUUGUUAACUACUGAUAGACCAGAAACUCAAAGUUCCAAACAGGAUAAGGAUGAAAAUGUUUCUGAGAGAGAAGAUAAUGAUGUGGUUUAUGCCAGUGGUGGUAAUGGUGAGAGCGAUGAAGAGGAAUGGGAGAGACAUGAAUCAUUGCACAAUGAUGUCACAAGUCAGGAACGCACAAAAGAGAGAUUAUUUGAAGAGGAUAUUGAACUUAAGUGGGAGAAAGGUGGUAGUGGGCUUGUCUUUUACACUGAUGCAGCAUUUUGGAAACAACAUGAAGAAGCAGACUUUGAUGAGGAAACUGCAGAUGAUUGGGAUGUGGAUAUGGAAAUUUAUGAAAAUCCAGGUGGAGGUGACAAAGAUUCCAGAGACCUUCUUCAGAUGCGUAUAGAAAAGCAAUGGAGGAAAGGAAAUGAUAUUGACUUAAAUCAAAUAGGAGGGUUUGAGAAACACACUAAAGGAUUUGGAGGCCAAAUGAUGAGAAAGCAAGGCUGGAAAGAGGGUGGAUGUCUUGGUUCAUCUCAGAAAGGAAUCACAGAACCUGUUUUUGCUGAAGGACAAUUACCAAAGUGUAAGAGAGGCUUGGGUUACUAUGGUGAGAAGUUACAGCGACAUGUAAAACGAACAAAAGUUGAAAGAAUUAUAUCAACUGUUUACGAUGAACUGGAGAGCAAUGAAGAGAAUCUGUUUGAAUCUUGGGGACCUGAUAAACUAAAGAAUCGAGUGGCAAAUGAAUGAGCAGCAAAAGUAGUUGGCAUGCCUCCCCUUAAUAGGUGGUCGACAACCUUUAGUGACCAUUUUGUUAAAACUGGGCAAAAUUGAAUUGGGGGAGAGGGGAAGUUGUAUGGAAGGUGUUAAAAGAAAAGAAAAUAAGAAAGUCA